AUGUCUGAUUUCAAAACCCCCGAAGUGUCCACGGCCGCGCCAGAAGCAAUCAUCAAUCGCGAUGUCGCUGCCCAAGAACGGCAGAAGGCGAGCGGCAUCGUCGCGCGUGGCGAUGUCGUGCACCUGAGAGAUGAUCCAGAAGCCAAGGCGGCUUUCCUCUCCACCUUCACAGCAGACGACGAGAAACGAACUAUGCGUAAAGUCGACAUGCGUUUUGUUUUUCUCGCCGGAAUGAUGUACUUGAUCAAACAAAUUGAUCAAAACAACGCAACCAACAUCCGCGUUUUGCACAUCGGCCAGCCCUCCAACAUCAUGGUCGAGCUGGGCAUGACAUCUAACCAAUACAAUUGGGUCGGCUCAAUCUACGGCAUAGCGUACAUCGUCUUCGAAGCACCGUCCAACCUCCUUCUCAAGAAGCUAGCCCCUCACAACUGGCAAGCCCGUAUCUUCUUAACGUGGGGUAUCAUUACUGCUUGCCACGCAGCAGCACGCAAUCGACAUGACCUGUACGCUAUGAGGUUCCUGCUUGGUAUGUUUGAAGCUGGAAUGUUCCCGGGACUGUUGUCCCAGUUCCAAGCCUGGUACCGUCCGGAUGAGAUGGGACGUGUGAUUGCGUACUUUUUCUGUUGGAGUGCUGUAUCUGGAAUGUGUUCUGCGCUGCUCGCGUAUGGAAUUUCAUACAUGGACGGUGUUUCGGGUCUGAGUGCUUGGCGAUGGAUCUAUAUCCUCGAGGGAUUAGCGACUAUACUGUUCAGUGGUGUAGUAUGGGGUUAUUUGCCAGAUUUUCCGAAGAGUGAAAGGAGUAAAAGGUGGUUCACUGAAAGGGAACAAGAGUUUAUCGAGACGAGGCUGCCAGAGAGUGCGACAAUCACUAGUGACCCAGACUUCUCGGGAAAGGAGAUCAAGGGUGUGUUGAGCGAGUGGUUGAUCUGGAGUUUCAUGCUCAGUCAGACGCUCGUUAACUUGGGGUAUGUUGCCCAAACUUUACGCUUCCUUUCGAAUAUUGUACCUGACAAUCAAUAG
Molecule: messenger RNA, 1023 nt
Organism: Ascochyta rabiei
Lineage: Eukaryota; Fungi; Ascomycota; Dothideomycetes; Pleosporales; Didymellaceae
Exons: 2
Coding region: 1-1023 (340 amino acids)
Biological process (GO): transmembrane transport
Cellular component (GO): membrane
Molecular function (GO): transmembrane transporter activity
Source: RefSeq, a predicted model, not a curated record